Plenodomus lingam JN3 is the source of this 819-nucleotide messenger RNA. The record is from RefSeq and is a predicted model, not a curated record. NCBI's taxonomy places the organism in Eukaryota, Fungi, Ascomycota, Dothideomycetes, Pleosporales, Leptosphaeriaceae.
AUGGCCUGCACCGAGAAUGACAACCCUGAUACUCGGGGUACAUGUGUCAAUGUAGGCUGCGUGCCAAAGAAGGCAAAACGCAAGGCCUACGUUAAGCGUCUGAGCAAUGUGUACAAGAAGAAUCUGGGAGCCGCACCUGGGAUCACAUUGGACGGAUUCUUCGAGCUCGACAAGCAGCCUGGGAAGGUUGCUGUUAUUGCAGGCUACAUUGCCGUGGAGAUGGUGGGCAUGCUUCAUGCUCUCAGGACUGAGACUCAUCUAUUCAUCCGCCAUGACCAAAUUUUUCGCACCUUCGAUCCAAUGAUCCAGAAUGGUGGAACGGCUGAGUGCCAGCGGCAACGCAGUAAAACUGGCCUUCCCCGCACCGGGGUUACCGCAACUGCUCUUGGCUACGGCGUUCAAAUUAUGGUCGGGUCUGAAUAUGGCACUCGCUACAAAUCUCUUGUUUAUGUUGCUAGCUCCGCGUCCGCUAAGUUGAUCGCCGAUGUUGGACUCUUUGCGUUCGAAACAGUGAAGGUCGGCCUACAGACUGCAGCUUCACCCGGGAACGAGGGUGAUGUGAGGUACUUUGGAAAGACUAUCAUCACGGAGUGUAUCUCAAGUUACCGAGGCAUCUACCCAUUACCUAUGGGCUCGCCAGAUACCGGAUACGGCCAUGAAGUUUUCAUCCUUCUAAAGCAUUGUUCAAAUGAUACUGCGAUUGCCUUUGCUGAAGGAUAUCUUUCAGGUAUUCUCGGCGCAGUCGUCUCCCAUCCAGCAGAUGCAACACUGUCAAAAUUGACCGCCCAUCAUGAGCAAGCAAUGUCCGCUGCUAGUUAG